CAAAGGACGUGGCAUUAAUAUCUAACAGGCAUGUGAGCCGACGAACAGAUCAUCAUCUUAAACUAUCAUCGUUCACAUCACUGCGAUGGACGGUGUGAAGAGCAAGAACACCAAGACGGGCAAUCAGGCCUGGAGAAGGAAGCCUCGCAAGUUCGCUCCAAAGUCAAGACUAGGCUGUAAGACUUGCAAGAUAAGACGAAUCAAAUGCGAUCAAUCUCGGCCUUCAUGCUUGAAAUGCCGUUCUACCGGUCGCACCUGCGAUGGCUAUAGUGAAAUGCACCUCACUUUGAAGACUGAGAUUGAAUUAUCUUCGGAUCACAAGAAGAUCAAGGGCCGCGCGAACAGCUGCAAUAGUGACCACGCCUGUACCACGAUCAGUGCGUACGAGUCAAAGCAAUGGUACUUGAAUUACCAUGGCCUUAUUUUGCAGAAUCUCGGAUCCUUUAUGAUCUUACCCGAAACUCGGUCAAUCGAGGCAGAGGCAAUCUGCUUUUUCAAGGAUAUUUCGAUCAAGCAUCUGAAUGAAUAUCGACCUUGCGAACCAUGGCGGAACACUCUCAUGUUCUUGUCCCAAACAGUGCCAUCAGUGCGGCAUGCUGCUAUUGCUCUGGCCUUGAUUCACCGAAAUUACCUGGAUCGUCAUUCUAACAGUCGAGUGUAUCAACUGCCUUUCUUGAAAGAACGGCUACCGGAUAAGGCUCCUUUACUUCACUAUAACCGUGCCAUUCAGCUUCUUCUGAACCCGGAAAGUGGUGAUGGCACUAAAACAAUAGCUGUCACGCUUUUGGUCUGUUAUCUCUUUACUUGCUUUGAUCAUCUGGCAGGCGACGACGUACAAGCAGUAAAACACCUACGUGGAGGUGUGGCGCUCUCACGCACCAUCGACGGCAUUACAUUGAAGAACCGUACCAAUGAAGAUGCCCAAUCCUCUGAUGUUUACGCGAUUAUCUGCCAGGUUACCAAGCAGAUUCGCCGUCUUGACAUGCAGGCCGUCAUGUUUCUGGUCGACUGGACCCCAGCCAACAUCCAAGAGACAUCUAUGUCCCAUCUUGCACUCGUCAACAGUACCUUUGAGUCUCUCGACCAAGCUGCCGACCACCUCCAGAUUCUCGUCGCUCAGGCAAUAGGACUCCGCAACACAGAGCAACAAAUUUCCCCGACAGGUACGAUGUCGCCGUUCUCUUCCCCACUCAAGAACAUCGUUCUCGGGCAGUUAGAAACGUGGUCGAGUCUUUUCGAAAACUUCGUACAACAACCCAGCCCCUCUGAGUCAGACAUUGAAACUGACCCCCUCGUAUCACUCCUGCGCUUGCAACAUACUAUCACAUGGACUCUCCUCAGUGGUUACGGACCUGGCAGAGAAAUGGACUAUGACAACUUCCUGCCCCAGUUCCAGCAAUGCGUCGCAUUGGCGAGCGAGGUAGCGGCGGCGCAUCAGCGGUUUUCAGGGUCUUCAAGGUCGACCUUUACGCCGGAGAUCGGAUUUAUCCCCGCCCUUUACAUAAUUGGGGUCAAGUGCCGGCAUCCUAAUGUCCGUCGUGAGGUCUUGAGUAUUUUGCGAAGGCAACCAAUACGGGAGGCAAAUUGGGAUAGCAUCUCUACUGCCAAGAUUGUUGAGAGGGUUAUCGAAAUUGAAGAGGCUACGACUGGGGAAGAGCAAAUUGUACAGUUCAUGGAACAAGUCCCCGUAUGGCAGAGGAUCGAAGCAUUGUCCUAUAUCCAUAUUCAAGAGGGAGAGUCUGCGGCCAGGUUGGAUAUUACGUAUACAUUCUGUGCCCAGGAAGGAAUACACGUUGAGUCCCUCAUAGUACAGUAGAACGGAUAGAGAGUCUAAUUAUGUCAAAUAUUCAAUAACAGAGAACAGGCUGUGUUUAAGAGCCAAAGAGAGACUGAUUCCCGUCUGUACUUGUGAACGUAGCCAGUCUAUAUCCCAGACAUUAUCAUCA
Molecule: messenger RNA, 1946 nt
Organism: Penicillium brasilianum
Lineage: Eukaryota; Fungi; Ascomycota; Eurotiomycetes; Eurotiales; Aspergillaceae
Source: the annotation of a GenBank genome assembly